UACGAGGUGUUGUGGUGUUGGAGUCCUAGCAGGGGAAGGUACUGGAGGUUGUAGUGAUGGGUAGAGGGUAAAAACAGAGGUACACUUUAGGUUAGGUAAGGUUAAGUGUUCAUUGGUGUUGAUUCAGUAAUACGAUCUUUUUUUCUUUUAAGAUACAAAUGUAGAGGGACGAAAUAGGGAAGCAGGAAGACCACCACCACCAUCACCACCAGCAGUGUGGAAGAAAGUUUAGGCAAGCGAAGAAAGUUGGAAAAUUAAUAAUUAAACGCUUGCUGUCUUUUAUUAUCUUGAGUAUAAAAUGGUUAUAUGACAAUCUCUCUGGAAAGGAAGAAUGCAGAUGAACUGGAUGAAAGAAUCAGUAGGGAUGAAGUGGAGAGGUGUGUGAGAAGGCAGAAGAAUGGCAAGGCAGCAGGUCCAGAUGAUAUACCCUAUGAGUUCUACAAGAAUGGUGGGGAGGUAGUGAUAGAAUGACUGAGUUAUUCAACCGAGUGUGGGAUGAAGAGAGAGUGCCAAGAAAGUGGAAUGAGAGCCGAGUGUGUCUGUUGCAUAAGGGAGGAUUUAAGAGUAAGAAUGAGCUGAAGAACUACAGGCCAAUUGCAUUAGUGAAUACAAUAGGUAAAGUUUUCAGUGCAGUGUUGAAUGAGAGACUGUGUAAAUGGAUUGAGAGAGCUGGAAUGCUGGGUGAAGAACAGAAUGGUUUUCGUAGGGACAGGAGAGCUGAGGACAAUAUGUUUGUGGUGAAUGAAAUGAUUGAGAAGAAAAAGAAGGAUGGAGGUAAAUUGUACCUAGGUUUUUUGGAUAUAGAGAAAGCUUAUGAUAGAGUGAACAGAGAAAUGUUAGGUAGAGUCUUAGAAAAGAUUGGAUUGAGUGCAAAGAUAGUUAACAUAGUGCAAAGUAUGUAUGUGGACACAAGAGCUAGAUACAGGCUAGGAGACAUAGAAACAGACUGGGUGAAGAGUGAGAGAGGAGUUAGGCAGGGCUGUAUAUUGUCACCAACCCUUUUUAGCCUGUAUACAGAGGAGCUAGCAGCCAGGAUGAGAAGAAUGAAUGUAGGGGUAAGUGUGGGGAAUGAUAAAGUAUGUGUGCUCCUUUAUGCAUAUGAUAUAGUUGUUAUGAGUGAAUCAGCAGAUGAGCUUCAAAGUUUGUUGGAUGUAGUGGAUGGCUAUGGUAAAGACUUUGGAGUAAGGUUUAGCAGUGAGAAAAAGCAAAGUAAUGAUUGUGAAUAGGUCAGAGGAUGAAAGUAAUGUGGUAUGGAGACUUGGAGAGAAUGAGUUGAGACAGGUGCAAGAAUACAAGUACUUAGGGAUGUGGAUGAGUCCUAGUGGGUGUGCAAAGGCAAAGAAUGAAAAGAUAAGUAUGGUAAACCAGUGGGUAGGUCGAUUGGGAAGCGCGGCAAGGAUGAGAGCAAGUAAGUAUGAUGUGUUGAGAGAAGUGUGGAAGAGUGUGGCUGUGCCAUGUAUAAUGUAUGGUAUGGAUGUGAUUGCAUGGAAUGAAAGUGAAAUUGAUAAGUUAGAAGUGGGCCAGAACAAAGUAGCAAGGAUGGCACUGAGUGCACCGAGGUGCACAGCAGUUGAAGCCUUGAGAGGUGACAUGGGAUGGAGCACCUUCAGAGAAAGACUGACAAAAGCCACACUUAGGUACAAGAUUAGGCUUGAGAGAAUGGAUGAUGCAAGAAUAGCAAGGAAGGUGUACCUGUGGAAUGAAAGUGGAAGCAAAUGGAGGAAGAGAUGCAUGAGAAUGACAGACAGGAAUGGAUUGCAAGUUGUGUGGGCGAUAAGAAUGGCUGGUAGGAAUCAAAAUGAGCGUGAAUGGGUGGUAACAAGAGGAGGAAGAGUGGGAGCCGAAUGGGAUGUGAGAAAAUGGAAGAAUGAGAUAGACAAAAAAGUGAAAUGUGUGGGACGGAAUGAAUGGAAGAAUGAGAUGGAAAGAAAGAAGACCCUGGAAUGGUACAAGGAGAAAGAGGCCCCGAGGUAUGAAAGCUGGUAUGAUGGAAGCCUGGGCGGUGAUCUUCUCUUUCGAGCGAGGGCACAGUGUAUGGAUGUGAAUGCAAGGAGUUACAGGUGGUCUGAGUCCCUCAGCAAAGUGUGCCAGAUGUGUGACAUGGGAGAGGAUGAGACGGUGGAACAUGUGGUGCUGGAGUGUGUGCAGUAUGCCAGAGACAGGAAUGAGAUGAUGCAAGUGAUACUGACUGAGUUAGGGCAUGAUAGGAAUGAAAGAGUGGAGAAGACAGGAAAGGAAUGGAUGGUGUUGUUGCUGGGACUGUGUAGAGAGGCGAAUGAAAGGAUGAUUGAGGCGGUGAAAGAGUUUCUGGAGAGAAUGUGGCGUGCCAGAUGUAUGAACAAUUAGGAUAGAGGAUGCUGUUCGUUUCUCUUUUUUUCCCCCCUUUCUACAGGAGUUGCCGAUCCAAAGGCCUGGCUCAGGAGUGAUCCUGUGCCACCUGUACCAUCAAGAUCAAGAUCAAGAAAAAAAAAAAACAUUUAAAGCAAAACAGGUUCAAAAGAGGACGAGGAACCUGCUAACCCACACUAACCAUGGGUCCUAAACGAAGCAUCGAGAAAAAGCCAGCCAGCAAACCCACCAAGAAGGCCAAGAAGGACACAGGAGGGUCGGGAAGCAAAGGCGAGCUGGUGGAGGUGAAGUGUGGGCCUUCCUUCACCCUCACCGCCCCGCCCCCUACCCGCAACGCCCUGGGCCAGCUGGUGUUUGAGGGCGCCCCUGAGUUCCGCCCCAACCUGACGCCCCAGGAGGUGUUGCAGAUGGGGAGUUUCGGUGGGACUUACUUCAGGCCCAUCAAGUCCAGUGUGACAGGUGAAUCGUACCGUGAUGUUUGUAAGGAGCUGCCCUCGGAUUGGCUGAAGGGGCUGAACAUCAAAACACAGAUUGCAUCCUCCAUUUAUGACACAGAGGUUAACAAGUUCAAGGUGAAGUGUGGAGGGUCGCUGGAGAUGUGGGAACAGAGUGGAUGGAUACACAAACAAGACCCUUAUGGAUGGUUUAUGUGGUACUGCAGGUACUUCCAAGGGCGUCGCACUGAGGACGACGAGAGGCAGAUAGGCAGGUGGAGUCGCUGUGCAGGACCCAAGGGCAGGUGGAGGCAGAACCUGGUGACUAAGGUGGUUCGAGCAGGGGCCAGCUUUGAUGAUGCCUCUGUGUCCCCUGUGGUGCGCCAGACCCUGCAGCACUGGGGGUAUGAACUCAACAAGCACGACUAUGACCUGGGGGUGAAGCGAGUCAAGAAGUAGGUGACAGGGGGGAGAGAGAGAGAGAGAGAGAGAGAGAGAGAGAGAGAGAGAGAGAGAAAAUAUAGAGUUUGUAUGUGAUUUGAAAGAAAGAAAGAGUUUGCAGCUAGAAAGAGAGAAAGAGAAAAGAUAGAAAGAGAGAAUAGUGUUUGCAUAUAAUUUGAAAGAAGAAAGAAUUUGCAGUUAGAGAGAGAGAGAGAGAGAGAGAGAGAGAGAGAGAGAGAGAGAGAGAGAGAGAGAGAGAGAGAGAGAGAGAGAGAAGCACCAAACCAAACUAGAAAUUAAAAUAAAUACAUAAAAACACAAAUAUGAGAAAGAAAAUGACAAAUAAAGAAUUACAUUUUAGGAAUUCAGUAAGGUAGAGAGAGAGAGAGAGAGAUGAAGCUAUGAGGUUUAGUUACAAUGGACAGAGUAGGACAAGAUGGAAAUGAGGAAAAAGAGAAAAAAAACAUUAGAGAAAGUAAGUGAUUUUUUGCAAGGAAACCAAACUGCCAUUAUUACCAGCAAAGUGAAGUUUACUGUGGAGAUUGUUGUUUUGUUUUGAGUGGCCCGGCCUGACUGUAACACUAUUGAAACACUAAUGUCUCAGGAACUAUGCAACUGAUCAUAAUUAAACUAGCACCAUAUGAUUGCACAACUAUCAAUUUUAUAUGGUGUAGCUUUCAUCUCUUAUGGGUGAGUCAAUGGGUAGCUUGCAAAAGAUAGAAGGGUGUUGAAAAUGGGAUUCCCCAAAACUAUUUGACCAGUUUUAGUGAAACUUAAGAGGUGUAAUGUUUUUAUAAUUCUAAUAAAGUUUGUCAUGUUAGCUUUGAAGCAGCGCUGCACCUGCACAAAGUCAAAAUUCCAGCUUUUUAACUAAUCAACCAGUCAUGUUCAAAUUGAUAAGAGUAAUACAAGUUAUAAUAAAAAAAAAAGUCAUGUCAAAUCAGCAACACUACUGUGCAUGGUCAGAAUACAGUAUAAGACUUUUUGCUAAGUGACCGUCAGUUUUCUGCAAUUUUCACCAACUUCCUUUUUUUUUGUCUCAAUGAGAGCGGACACACACACCACUGAACGCAGCAUGAAAUUUCCUAUCCAGAGGUAUACAGCACAACCAUUGGGCUCUUGCAAAGUUUUGAGCUAGAGUGAUUGGAAUGUUAGCCAAGUGUGUGAGAUGCUGGGUGCCUCAAAUUACUGCCAACUGACAGCUUUGCUCAUCACUCGCCUUCCGAGACGUUUUACUGAUUUAAAUGUACCUCAUACCUCAGGGCUCUAGUUAUUUUAUACAAUAAAUGUAUUAGUGAUUAUUGUGUAAUGUAAAAGGUAGGGAACAGUCUCAUUGGGAAGGGGCGGGGGUGAACCAGCGUGUGCGUACUGUGGGGCAUUGUCUGAGCUGCCCCGUGUGUUACUGCCAGCCUGGUAUAGAGAUAAAUAGUUUCAAAGUAAGCCUUUUAUCUGUAAGUCUGCUCAGAAAUGAUAAGAUUAAGAGGAGUUAGGUUUUAUUUAUUUAUCUUGUCUGUACUUAAGAAAUGCCAGGGAAAGGUGAUUGGUGUAAUAAAGAGAUAGUAAAGAAAUAGUAGUAAUAACAUACAAGCAAGUUUUUAAUAGUCUUAAGUGUAUUUUGUGUCCCAAGAGGCAAUAAAUCUAUAGAAAUGAUAAAUUAAUGAUAAAUAUAUAGAAAGUAAAAAGAAGUCAUGUGAAUUAUAAUUACUGUAAGGAAACAAUGGAUCUGUUAAAAUGUUUUAGUGUUUUGUAAUACAGUGUGAUUUCUUAA
Scylla paramamosain (green mud crab) is the source of this 4992-nucleotide messenger RNA. RefSeq lists its product as uncharacterized. The transcript is spliced from 5 exons. NCBI's taxonomy places the organism in Eukaryota, Metazoa, Arthropoda, Malacostraca, Decapoda, Portunidae. The record is from RefSeq and is a predicted model, not a curated record. Bases 2532 to 3242 code for a protein of 236 amino acids.